AUGUGGAUUUCUUUUGUAUUGAUAGGAAUUGCAUUUUCUGCGCCACUCUCAGAUCUUGUUAAGAACCAGCCAGGUCUUCCUGAGCCAGCAAAUUUUGAUACAUAUUCAGGAUACUUAGACAUCCCAAACUCAAAUGGGAAGUCAUUGCAUUAUGUUUUAGUCGAAAGCCAGUCAAAUCCUGCAACUGAUCCCUUAGUUCUCUGACUUAACGGCGGUCCAGGGUGUUCUUCCUUAGAUGGCUUUAUAUAUGAGCAUGGCCCAUUUGUUUUUCCAGACUCAGGAACAACUCUUUUUAAAAAUCAAUAUUCAUGGAAUACCAAUGCAAGUGUUAUUUAUCUAGAGUCUCCUGCAGGAGUAGGGUUUUCUAUUCUAGGCGACAUAUCUAAUAAUAGCACAGACGAUGAAAUUACAGCCCACGAUAGUUUGCAAGCGAUUUUACAAUUUUUCCAAAAAUUCCCUGAGUAUAGAUAUCAUGAUUUUUAUAUCACUGGGGAAAGUUAUGCUGGAAUUUAUGUCCCAACAUUGGCUUAUAAUGUACUUAUGUACAAUUCUUAUAGCCAUCAUAACAGUAUCAAUUUGAAAGGUAUUGCAGUUGGAAAUGGAGCUUGCGAUUGGAAUGUUGACACAACGCCUGCAUAUAUGAAAAUGGUCUGGAAUCAUGCUCUAAUAGGAUACGACUGGUAUAAUAAGUUAGUAAAUGACUGCGAUAAUUUCAAUGAAUGGACUAGUGAAGCAUGCCAAAACGACACAAACUAUAUACAAAACGUGUUGUUAAAUAAUGUGAAUAUUUAUGAUAUAUAUGGAGAGUGCAUUUAUCAUGGAAAUGAGCAAGCUUAUGAAGACAACCAGCGAAGGCUCAGGUUCUUAAAAGACCUCAACACAGGACUUGAAGUCAUUCCUCCUUGCUGUGCAUGGGAAGGGGCUUAUCAAUAUUUCAGAAGUACUGCGUUCAAAACUGCAUUUAAUAUCCCUCCAGAGGCUCAGGUGUGGGAAUUUUGUGCUAAUCUUGAUUAUAGUUCUGAUUAUUUGCAUGGAUCUUAUUAUACUUAUCCAUUUUUGAUAAGGGCAGGACUGAGGAUUUUGAUUUAUUCAGGAGAUGUUGACGGAGCUGUAUCUUUUAUUGGGACGAGAGAGUGGAUAAAUAAUUUGCAGCUAGAUGUGAAGACUCCUUAUUCGUCUUGGUAUGUGGAUGAACAAGUAGCUGGGUAUUUUAUUGAAUAUGAAGGAUUAACGUUUGUGACGGUUAAAGGGGCUGGACAUAUGGUGCCGCAGUGGAAAAGACCACAAGCAUGGCAUAUGAUUAAUUCGUUUUUAAGUGGAGUUAAUCCAUAA
Molecule: messenger RNA, 1332 nt
Organism: Blepharisma stoltei
Lineage: Eukaryota; Ciliophora; Heterotrichea; Heterotrichida; Blepharismidae
Source: the annotation of a GenBank genome assembly